GCAAGUAAAAUUGGAAAUGUAUGGCAUACUAUUUUAAGUGCUUGAGUGCGAGUAAGUUGUAAAUAAACUUUUCUUUUUAAAUUUACCCAAAACAUAUGGAUAUAAUACUAAAUUCAUCGAGUAAAAAUAUGACCGUCACGGUUUUUGUUUUAAGCUGAAUAACUAAGUUUGACUUUAAGUGUAUAGAGUGUACCAGAUGGGGAGUCAGCCGUCGGUAGUUAUUGUUGAUCCGGUACGGGUGUCUCGAACAAGACCUAAAUAUCCACCUCCAUCUGUGCCAAAAUGGUUUUUACCUGAUAUACGCCCUUUGGUAUUUGCACCGGAAAUAGAUGAUAUUGAUAGCCGCAAUAUCGAUUGGCACGCUAUAGAACGUUCCAUAGAACAGGAACCAGAGGAUGGCGUAGAUGCAAGUAAAGACGUUGAACUUCGGAUAAGACCGUCGUCUGGCAUUGGGAAUAGCAGGACUGAUUCUGGAGCUAAAACAAACCGACAAACAAAGAGACAUGGACACAGAAAGAUACUAUCCUUUGAUAACAUUGAUAAACAUGCAUUUGCCACGCUACCCAUUCAUUCGGCAUCAUUUGAUGAAUUAAUACAGUACCUAAAGAAGCCAAUUUACGACGAAUUGCAUCCUGAAACAUGUUUAGUACGAGCAUUAACAGUUUGGCUUUCGAAACAAGACAGUACAAAAUCUAAGUAUCAACAUGCUGACGUGAGAACACCGACAGGGAUUAUCCAGCAUUUAAGGCAACAGACAUUAUCUUAUACAGAGGCUUUUACACUUUUAUGCAGAGGAGCAGGACUUCCAACUGUUAUCAUAACAGGUCAUGUUAAAGCUGGAAAAUACGAACCAGGAGAUAUCAUAGAUGAUGGUGCCCGUGACACUUGGUGUGCUGUACAUGUGGAUGGUAGUUGGCAGCUUGUACACCCAAAAUGGGUUUGCAGAGGAACAUAUGGUAAAGAAAAGGAUGAUUGGGUACAGAUUGAGGACGAUCCUUACCUAGCCAAAAAAGACCUACAACGUCAAAAGGAAAAAGAAAAAGAAAAAGAAAAAUAUAUAUUGACUUUCAAUGAAGAAUUCUUUAUGCCUAAACCAGAAGUGUUCAUAUAUAAGUGUUACGCAGACGAACAAAAGUGGCGCUUGAUACCAGAAGAAAUGAAUUUAACAUCCUUAAACGAUUUUAUGAAACUAGUUUAUAUUUCUCCGCCAUUUUUCAAACUUGGACUUAGUUUAGCCAAUAACCCAUCUUGUGUUCAAAAGUCGACAAACGGGGUAGUUAUAAUUGAGAUCAUUGCACCAAAAGACUUCAUUCAUGCACUAAAUCUUGGUUAUCAAAUAUAUGCGGAACAAAAUGAAACUAAACAUAAUGAUUUAUACAAAAAUCUCUUACAGAAGGACAUUCUUUCACGACUUGUUUUAAACUACAGGAGCAAUGACAGGUUUGUGUUUGAGAUCCGACUUCCGCUUGAAGGUAAUUAUCAAUUUGUAAUAGUAGGUGGAUUUGGCACAGACCUCAGUAAUAUAUGUAGAUUCAAACUGGUAUGUACGGAAAGUGUAGGGGAAUGGUUUGUUCCCUUUCUACACCCUGGUAAUAACGGAUGGGGACCGGGUCCUGAAAUGGAGAGAGUUGGCUUACUGUUGCCGACGAAACCAAGUGGUAAAUUAACGGUUUCGUCGCGGCAGAACUCGGGCGUAGUUAGACACAGUUCAUCAGUGUUUUACCAUCUUACAACGCUUAAUUUUCAGAUAAACAAGGCACUUAUAAGGAAAUAUGAGUACACUGUUGAAAUAAUGCCGUCAACAUUUAUUGACACGAGAACCAUUGCCUCACAUUUUACACCUAAUGGGGAGCUAAAGGGUGACUUACACUUCAAGGAGAAGGAGAUGGAGAGGGAGAAAAGAAUGGAACAUGUUAAAUCAGAGUUGAGCGAACAGAGUCAGGAUGAUGAUUUGCCGGUACGUGCCCAGUACACAAAAGAUAUUUCAUCCAGGCAGUUCACCGUACAAGUUAUAGGUAACCUGAUAGGGGAAGAGUGUGCAGUAAUUAUAAAGGCAACUGAAAUGGAAAUUAUGAACAACUUACGGGUACCAAAGAAAGGAGUUCCUACUAAGAUAGUUUGUUACUAUUUGCUUACAAAUGCAAGCACGUUCUUUCAUCGCGAGCAUACAGAGGUGAAAUUGUGCAAGUCGGCUCUGCAUGAUGCAAUGAAUACUCAGAACAUUGACAAAAUACAAAGUGCCAUGAACAAAUGUCUGAAAUUCAAAGUUCCAGUUACAGAUGACGCUAUAGCAGCUGCCGAGGCAAGACUUGAGUACUUAAUACUCAGAGCUGAAAUGGUGGAAUGUAUUAAACGUCGUAAUAUUGCAGUUGUAAAUGAGACUCUAAGGCGUGUUGUUGGCUAUAGAUACAGGGAGGCACUAAUAGUGGAAGUGGAGAAACUAUGGGCAUUCAGGAAGGAGCUGCAGAGUCUGGAAGGUUAUCCACAAGGCCUGCCACCAAUGCGAGAAUCUAUUGAAGAAAUGUACAAGCUAGCCUCGGCUAAACCACCCGUGCACAAUACCAUGAAAGCGUUGUUGAUUCUCCUUGGUUACGAAGGAAAUUUAAAGGAGUGGUCGUUUAUACAUAAACAAUUAAAAGUCACAACAGACAAGUUGUCGGAUAUGGGCAUUAUAAGAAGAAUUGAGUACAUGACCAACCACUCUUUCCCCUGGCGAAAAAUGGAUUUCAAGGUUCUGCAGAGAGUUUACAAGGUUGUCCAUGAGUACCAGUUUGAACACGUGAAGCACGUGAGUCUGGCAGCAGCGGCAAUAUACAAAUGGAUUGAAAAGAUGUUGAAGCGAGCAAAAUAUGUUCUGCAAGGUGGAGAAAAGCAAUAGACAUCGUCAUAUUUGAAAAUACCGUUUAUCAACCGAUUUUGACAUUUAUUACGAAAUAAAAUGUGAUAUCAAC
Molecule: messenger RNA, 2951 nt
Organism: Ruditapes philippinarum (Manila clam)
Lineage: Eukaryota; Metazoa; Mollusca; Bivalvia; Venerida; Veneridae
Exons: 9
Coding region: 197-2878 (893 amino acids)
Source: RefSeq, a predicted model, not a curated record